AUGUAUUACGACAACCAGGGCAGUGUGAAACUAUACAGCACAACGUGGAGAGUGGUGACCUAUUUCAACCUCAAGGAAUUGCAUGACAAAUUUGAAGAGACGCAGGAACAAGUAACCAUUGUGAGGGCGUCACUGACGGGGGUGAACCAAACAAUUAAUGCAGUCACCAGGAAUACUCAAAUAAUUGCGGAUGGGAUAAUGAAAUUGAGUAAACAUGUCGAGGAUUACGAAAAUAGUACCAACAGGAAGAUACAACACACCCUGAUUGUUUUGACUAUUACGGAACAACUGAUGCAAAUCUCUAAUAUGUUCAAUGAGCUCGAAAGGGAAUAUGAUCUAUUGAUCUCUGCCAUAGUUAAUGCGCAGAAAGGGCUAUUGGAACCACACUUGAUUAACCCUGUACAAGUAGUCACGUAUCUCGAACUGAUAAAGGAGGACUUAAAAGACAAGAAAUUUCCCGUUGAACUCACGAAGGACCAAGGGUAUCUGUUACUUCGUAUAAUAGAUAUAGAUGUAGUUCUUGCCGGCAAUACCUUAAGUUAUGUACUAAAUAUACCUUUAGUAGAUAGUAGUGUAUACACUUUAUAUAGAAUAUGGCCAUUACCCGCAGAAUAUGAUGCAACUAACAAGUUAUUUGCGUAUAUCGAGCCUGAACGAAACUUUCUGCUUAUUGACGAUGCGAAACGACAGUACGCACUACUGUCUCGGGACCAAUUGCAGUGUAAAACGGUUACGGCGAGAAAUCAAAUUUGUAAACAACGGUUCGUUCUGAUGUCGACCUAUGAUCACGAGCGAUGUGAAGCUCGAAUGCUACAGCCUAUGAGGGAAAUUCCGAAAGAUUGCAAUCAAAACACCAGCGUCGCAGAACGAGAGGGUCGACACAUCGCGCCGUCGCAGAACGGGAGGGUCGACACACCGCGCAGCUGCGGAGCCAGAGGGUCGACGCAGCGCACCGUCGCGGGUCCAGGGGGUCGCCGCGGCACGUCUAAGCAGAAGGUGCUGAUUCACGCCAACGCAGCACCAGCGUCGCAUCGCGCCGCCGCCGGGGUAGAGAGGCGCCGGUCCGCGCCGUCCCAGCAGCUGCACCGUCUCGCACCGCGCUCAUCUCGAGCGGGUCUACGCGCCGCCACCGCGACGCGCCACAUUCAGCACCAGCCAGCAGGAGUCAAGGUUAGUGGAGAUGUCAACCUCCAAUGA
This is a messenger RNA of Schistocerca americana (American grasshopper), 1197 nucleotides long. RefSeq lists its product as uncharacterized. The record is from RefSeq and is a predicted model, not a curated record. The transcript is spliced from 3 exons. The coding region runs from base 1 to 1197 and encodes 398 amino acids. NCBI's taxonomy places the organism in Eukaryota, Metazoa, Arthropoda, Insecta, Orthoptera, Acrididae.